Molecule: messenger RNA, 1242 nt
Organism: Penicillium pulvis
Lineage: Eukaryota; Fungi; Ascomycota; Eurotiomycetes; Eurotiales; Aspergillaceae
Exons: 1
Coding region: 1-1242 (413 amino acids)
Source: RefSeq, a predicted model, not a curated record
AUGUCCGACACCCCGGAGAACAUGCGGGGUACCCGCACGACACAUACCCGCGACACCGACACAACCAACAAUACCAAGACUGCUACCCAAACACAUGCCAAUGCCAACGCACCGGCACAUCAGUCCUCCGCUCAAUCCGCAUCUACACUAAACGAUCAAAGCGAGCCCUCCCUUGCGCGCCGCGUCCAAAACUCCGCAACGGGACUCGCCCGCAGCGCAUUUCAAGGCGCGGGUAGCAAUGCCGCGCAGACACUGUCCAGCGCGACGAAUGGAAAGAGUGGAUCAUUCCCAUCUGCAUCGAGUGCUGGGUACGCCAGUCAGGAUGUGCUGGCGUCUGGGGCCCUGAGCGCGUCAUCGGGACAGAGCGCGCGAGGACCCGGCACCGGGGAAGCAUUUCGCGGUGGACAGGACACAAGCGAAUUGUCGCAAACACAAGGUGGAUUUGAGAUACCAGCUCUGAGUGAAGAAGAGUUUCAGAAUGUGUAUGGAUCUGGUGCACUAGAGCCCCAACAGGGCCUUGAAAAUGUAUCAGCAUCAACAGGUGUCAAUACCCAAUCCAGUCGCGAAAGCCUCCAAAACUCCACGACAGGGAACUGGAAGGGAAAGCAGCGCGCUCAAGAUCCCAUACAGAGGGAAUAUACAACAGCGUGGGAGCGUGCGAACACGAAUACAAACCCCGAACAAUCAGAAGCUGCAAAGCACAUGGACCCAGCGGACGGCGCGGCAGUAGUAUCGCUUCUUUCCGAUACUUCGUUCGAUGCGAAUUUCGGUGGCGCAUACGGCGAACAAGACACAUACCCAGGCGCAGAUUUAGAUCCCGGUGCAGCGCCUCCACCGCUGACAGCUGAAGAGAUCAAGAUGCUCGAAUCUUUCCGUAAACAAUUCGCACAGGAAGAGGGCGGGGAACAACCGUCACAAGCACCGCUAUCGUCCUUCAGCCUGGUCCCGGAUAUUGACACUUUUCUUCGAGAUAAUGACCCGGCUGCGUAUGCACCAGCACCAACACAAACGGAUCUUGGAAGGUCAACUUCGACGCCUCUUCGUGAUGCCGUGCUCUCUCAGCUUCCUGGUGCGGAUGAGUGGGUGAGCGUACAUGAGCGAUACCAUGACGAGGUCUGGGGAUAUCUGCGUCCUGCGUUAGAAGCCGCGCAGAAAGAGAUUGAAGAGAAGAAUGAGAUAGAUGAUGGUGAUGGACCUGCUGUCAGGCGGUUGAAGAUGAUUUUGAAACAUAUGAAGGCUUGA